GCCGCCGCCGUGCUUGACAGUUGACAUUGACAGUAGAUCCAAAAUAAAUAAAAAUUACAAAAAUGAAAAAUACAAAUUCACAAAUUAAAUAAUAAAACAAGAGACUAUAAUACUUUGUUUGCUUAAAGAAAAUUAAUUUAUGCAGCUCUCUAUCCGUACAGUUAUCCUUUCAAGACAAAUGAGUAACACAACAGGGGUUAUAGCUAAUUCUAUACGCAAUAAACUACAGAUUGCGUUACAAGCGAAGCAUAUGGAAGUUAUAAAUGAGUCAUAUAUGCACAAUGUACCAAAAGGCGCGGAAACUCAUUUCAAAGUCGUCGUAGUAUCUGAUAAGUUCGAUGGUUUAGCCUUAAUCAAGAGACAUAGGAUGGUGAAUGACUUAUUGAAGGAAGAGUUACAAAAUGGUGUCCACGCCUUGUCCAUUGUCGCCAAAACGCCGCAGCAGUGGGAAACAAGUGACCAAGUUAUAGAGAGCAGUCCAAAUUGUAGGGGCGGCUUUGGGAAAUAAGUUGUUAAGUUUAUUAAGUUAACAGUGGCGUAACUACAGGAUGGCAAGCAGUGGCUUGCAUUUCAUAGAUUAAAAAAGGCAUUGCCUACCUUAAGGAUCCUGCAUAGAAGAAGGAAUUUUUGAAUUUGUUCAAUUUGUUUGUGCUUACCCUAGUUAAAAACCACUGGUAGCGGAACUGACACUGAAAAAAAUUUGUAAUGAAGGUUUUUGUGUCUCAUCAAAUUAAAACGCUAUGUAGUCAAAUAAAUAAAACAUAAUGAAGUAAACCUUUGUAUUGUUGGUUCAGAACAUAGAUAUAAUGUUCAGAACAUAAGUGAGUCACAGCACCAUUUUUGAUUCAAUAAUGCAGUUGCAGUACUGUAUAAUAAUGCAAAAAUACACUGCCUACCCUGAAGACUCAUAACCAACCUAUAUUAGAGAAGGAAUUCUCCAUUUUGUACAAUUAUUCACAGAGCCCUACCCAAACACCUUAGAUACGUCACUGAUAGUUACGCCACUGGUUCUUACUCUUAUUUUGUAAAUAGAUAAAGGGCUACCUACCUAUUAACAUUUAUUUUUUAUCCUAGUAAAAAAAAUUGUAUUAUAAUGAAAUAAUCCCACUUCUGAAUUUGCUUGCAUCUCUCAUGUCCUCCGUUAUGUUGCACAAUCAGCCAUGAAAUAGUAGUAUGUUAUUCUUAAAUGUAGCAGUAAUAACUACUAAUAAAUAUCUCUAUUAUUGUCAUUACAAUAAAAAAAAAUUUAAAUAGAAAUUUAGCAACACUAACAACAAAUAUAUUUUAUUAUGUCUUCAAAAGAGUUGCUUUUAAAAAAGUUUACCAUACAUCAUUUCACCCAACUGAUUGGCGACUUGUCUGUUUUAUUUAAAAUAGCUGUUUCUGUUGAAAAUAAACUAUUGUGAUCUGUU
Bicyclus anynana (squinting bush brown) is the source of this 1412-nucleotide messenger RNA. RefSeq names its product bolA-like protein DDB_G0274169. Gene Ontology annotation, cellular component: mitochondrion. NCBI's taxonomy places the organism in Eukaryota, Metazoa, Arthropoda, Insecta, Lepidoptera, Nymphalidae. Bases 140 to 508 code for a protein of 122 amino acids. The transcript is spliced from 3 exons. The record is from RefSeq and is a predicted model, not a curated record.